Trypanosoma rangeli is the source of this 1095-nucleotide messenger RNA. Its product is annotated as putative ATP-dependent DEAD/H RNA helicase. Lineage: Eukaryota; Euglenozoa; Kinetoplastea; Trypanosomatida; Trypanosomatidae. Bases 1 to 1095 code for a protein of 364 amino acids. The transcript has a single exon. The record is from RefSeq and is a predicted model, not a curated record.
AUGUGUGACGCAGACGGGCAACAAUGCCCUUCCGCAAAUGUGAUUUUCGUAGUUGAACUGGAGCAGGACAUGAGCCGCAGCGAGGUUGAGAUUGUAGAGGACGAGGAGCGGAAAUUUCUUUAUUGGAAAUACAAGGCUUCUAUUGCACUGGUAACAAGCAUGCACGAAGGCACCAGUGUCCCUACAGCAUGGGAUUGUCUUGAUAACUCAUCUCCGCAUGGUGACAGCGGCGGGCAUGCCGCUUUGGAGGAGUGGUGGGAGCGACGCUCCACAGCGCACCCGUACAAGACGAAUACAGCUGUGAUGCCGCAGUGCAAGAAGGAGUCAGUGACCUUUCAUCGUAGUAGGUCGCCCUUGACAUGGAUUUGGAAUCCGGUGCGAGCUGGUGAGGCGGAAACGCGUGCGACACAGCCUGUAAGUGGUACCUUUCAUGUUGGAGGUGCGCCUGUUACAGAUGUAGGGAGGCCUUGCAGCGGUCUUUGCACUCCACUGCAAGAACGUCCCAUGUGCACUUCACUGUUGCUGUCAUUGCGUGACGACAGACGGCUACACGGGGACGGCAGGAAAAGACGAUGGAACAGCAGCAGUAACCUUUGCAGUAAGGCUGCUGCCUCAAGCUUUGCGGCAGUGGCACCCAAAGAUGUGGCUCGUUUUCCCAAAAAGGCUUUGACGCCCCCCGUAGGGCGGAGCCAAUCUUCACUGGGUAGAGGGGGCCUCUCCAGCAGACGGGAGUACCGCCCCUUGGAAAAAGAAAUGGGUAUCACGGUCAGGAGACCCAAGACUCUUGUUGAUAAUCGUUUUGGGCGAUUGAAUAUGUUGCAGGAGCUUCUUCGCAUGGAGUUGGAACGUGAGACGUUUGAAGACUGGCAGGUUCUGCGAGAUGAAUUCAUAAGGAUAGGUUGUAAGCAGAUGGAGGAAAAACCGCUGCGGCGCGCUUUAAGGCAUGUAGCUGGCAAAGUGGAAGGUCGUGUACGGGCGGCGGCGAUGAAGUUCACUUGGGAAAGAGAAAAAAGGCGCCAAGAGAGACGCUUUCAGGCACUGGAGCUCUAUACCUCGCACUCGGAGACGGUGAGGUCAGGUGCUAUUGCACGUUAA